AUGACCGAGUCAAUCGGACAAGAAUUACCGGAUUUGCCGGAAAUUCCGGGCAACUCACGAGAUAAACAAUUUAUCGCUCAUGACAGAAGUGACUUAUUAAGACAGCGACUUGAAAAAGAGCGUACCAAAUUACGGAUACUAGAAAUCAAAAGACCCAUCAAUUUAGAAAGCCUGCGUAUUACGAAGAAGGAAAACAAUAAAUUUGAGGAAGUAAACAAGGUUUGGGCAAUAGGCCAACAGCAAGAGAUUAAAUCGGAUGCUAAAAGUGAACCUCCAGUAUGCACCACCGGACAUGUACCAUCAGCCCCUAGAAAGAAUGAAGCAAUCUACUGCUCGAAAAUUACUGAAUUCAAAGAAGAUUUUGAGAUGUCUGAUCAACACGAUGCAAUUGAUGAGGGACGAAGUUGGAUAAUGAAGGGGCCCGGACCCUUGACUCCCGCAAAGAACAAAGGGUCCAAGGGCUCGACAAUUGCUGAAUUCUAA
Messenger RNA from Dibothriocephalus latus, 483 nucleotides. The record is from the annotation of a GenBank genome assembly. Lineage: Eukaryota; Metazoa; Platyhelminthes; Cestoda; Diphyllobothriidea; Diphyllobothriidae.